Rana temporaria (common frog) is the source of this 2729-nucleotide messenger RNA. It is a transcript of the gene IGFBP2, whose product is annotated as insulin like growth factor binding protein 2. Bases 1098 to 1820 code for a protein of 240 amino acids. The transcript is spliced from 4 exons. The record is from RefSeq and is a predicted model, not a curated record. Gene Ontology annotation, cellular component: extracellular region. Gene Ontology annotation, molecular function: insulin-like growth factor II binding; insulin-like growth factor I binding. Gene Ontology annotation, biological process: regulation of insulin-like growth factor receptor signaling pathway. Lineage: Eukaryota; Metazoa; Chordata; Amphibia; Anura; Ranidae.
UCUAGGAAAGGUGCCGACAGAGAAGUGAGAGAAAGUGCAGAAGACUGCAAGAGCUCAGACAGGGGCAAUCCAUCCCUGGGAGAGAUCACAGCAGAUCCCAAGACCCGGGAGCUAGAGAGAUCAGAUCCCAGGAAGGGGCAGAGGGGAGGUAGAUACCAGAGACGGGUAUAGACAGGGGCAGUAGAAAUACAGGAGUAGUAGAUUGUUUGAAGGGGGACAGUAGAUAUUUUUGGCGAGGGACAGUAGAUCCCUCAGAGAAGGACAGUAGCUCUUUUGGUGAGGGGCAGUAAAUCCUUCAGAGAGGGGCAGUAGAUCCUUCAGAGAGGGGCAGAUCUUUUGGUGAGGGACAGUAGAUCUUUCAGAGAAGGACAGUCGAUCUUUUGGUGAGGGACAGUAGAUCUUUUGGUGAGGGACAGUAGAUCUUUUGGUGAGGGACAGUAGAUCUUUAAGAGAAGGACAGUAGAUCUUUUGGUGAGGGACAGUAGAUCUUUCAGAGACGGACAGUAGAUCUUUCAGAGAAGGACAGUAGAUCUUUUCUUGAGGGACAGUAGAUCUUUUGGUAAAGGGACAGCAGAUCCUUCAGGGAGUGACAGUAGACCUUUUGGUGAGGGACAGCAGAUUGUUCAGGGAGGGACAGUAGACCUUUUGGUGAGGGACAGUAGAUCUUUCAGAGAAGGACAGUAGAUCUUUCAGGGGACAGUAGAUCUUUUGGUGAGGGACUGUAGAUCCUUCAGAGAGGGGCAGUAAAUCCUUCAGAGAGGGGCAGUAGAUCCUUCAGAGAGGGGCAGUAGAUCCUUCGGAGAGGGACAGUAGAUCCUUUGGAGAGCAAUAAUAGAUCACUUGAGAAGAGGGUAGAAGAAACCUUUGGCAGGACCAACAAAAACAGGGUACACCAGAUCCUUUGACCAAGGGCAGAAGACGCUGCCAUCUCAUCCGUGCCAACCCCCCCCCCCCCCCCCCCAAAAAAUGCAGCUCUCCGGCCACCUGCUGCUCUUUCUGGUCGCCCUGUGCGCCCCAAUCAACAGCAAGUACCCUUUCGCUGCCCAUGGUGCACCUCGGAGCGCCUGGCCGCCUGCUCGUCCUCCCGUCCGCCUUGCAUGGAACUUGUGAUAUCCCCGGGCUGCGGCUGCUGCUCGGUGUGCGCCCUGCUGGAGGGUGAGACGUGUGGGGUGUACACCGCCCGCUGCUCCUCUGGGAUGAGCUGUUACCCCAGCCCGGGCUCCGAUCACCCCCUGAAGGCGCUGAUCGAGGGGAAGGGCGCGUGUGCCAAGAGGAGAGACGCAGAGUAUGGCAGCAGCCAGGAGCGCUGGGCAGAUGCCCCAGAGGACCGACCAGACAACAUGCUCGUGGAAAAUAACUUGGACGCUGGGCCAGUGGUGACUAAUGAUAAUUUACCAAGGAAGCCGCCCCGAUCGCCAAUGAAGGAUAUCGCUUUGACUCGGGAAAAAGCCAAUGAGCAGCACAGAUCCAAAACCAACAAAGUUCAUGAGGAAAAGAAGAACACACGGCCUUCAGUGCCCAGGAGUCUGUGUCAGCAGCAGCUGGACCAGGUCCUGGAGAGGAUCUCCUCCAUGAACCUCCCUGAUGAGAGGGGUCCAUUAGAACAUCUCUACGCUCUUCACAUUCCCAACUGCGACAAGCACGGCCUCUUCAACCUCAAACAGUGCAAGAUGUCUGUGAACGGUCAGCGGGGCGAGUGCUGGUGCGUCAAUCCCCAGAAUGGAAAGCCGAUCACUGGAGCACCCACCAUACGAGGCGACCCCGAGUGCCACCUGUAUUAUCCGGGCAACGAGGAGGAGCGCAAACAGCGUGCACAGUAGUCCGCUCGCGGCGCACCACCAACUAAUAUCAGUGUCUGUAUUUAUACAUAAUGAGGGGGUUAAACUGACACGAUAUGACAGUUUUGAAAAUGGGCUGGUUGAAUCGUAAGCUCUUUUGCUCAAACUUGUCUUGAAAACUUUGCCAUUUACCACCAGGACAAGACCAUCACUGUUUGGCAUCAUUUGGAAUGUGCCAUUUUUUUUAUUUUUUUUUCUGUUAAACUAUCCCAGUUUCAAAACUUCACCUGCAUUAUCCUACAUGACAGAUCUGGAGCCUAAGGACAAAUGUAGACAGCCAAUCAAACAUUGCGGAAGUCAUGUGACACUAGGUGCUCAAGUCUUGAUCUGUUCUACACAAGCGGAAUGCAAUAAUGUUCAAAUAAUCUGUGCGUUUCAGACAGCUGGUCUUUAAAGUGAAUCUGUCACCCGUGUUACUUUUACUCGGUAAAUUCAUGUUCGCCUUGCUGAAUAAUCUUAGGUGGAAAAAGUCGAAAGUUUGUGCCCCUUUCUGUUGGGUGCUCUCAAAUCUAUAAUGUCAUUGCAACAUUAAUUCAGACACUGACAGAUUUGGCAGGAACAUUACCUAAUUAUACAAUUACCUAAUCUACUUGGCCAACUGUUAGUACUCCAAGAGUUGUUGUCUUUUUUUUUUGGGGGGGGGGUGACAGGUUCUCUUUGAGAUCCAGCCUAAACUGAAUAUUUCAAGAGUUCAUGCUUACAUGUACAAAUGCAACAUACGUCUUCACAAACUAAACAGAUGUUCCACACCAUUGCCUAAUUUUUACUUUAAAUUAUUGUAUAAAUGCCAGUUUGGAUUGUACCACUGACAGGUCUUAUUGCAGAAAUCGCCAUCUGAUCAGCCAAUCGCAUUGGUCUUUCCAGUAAAAUGUUGUCAGUAUAUUUUACAAA